AUGGGCCGCAGCUCCAAGACUAACCCCCUCAGUGCCAUUGGCCUGGGUCAUAUUGUCAACGCCCCAGGAGUCGACCCCGACUACAUCAUGCAGCUGGUUACCGAUGUACGAAAGUUUGCUGAUGUAUUAACCAACCUCAAGGAGGCUUUCCAAUCAAAAGAACACCAGGACUGUUUACAGCGGGUGGUUCAAGAACGGUUGAGCGAACUCGUGUGUGUGCUAAAGGCUGUUAUCGGCAAACAUCAGACUCUAAACUCCACGGAGAUCCUCGGCGCCGCGGGCACCGUCAUCGCCAAAGUCAAAGGCGUGAACUUCAAGGAAGUGAACAAAGAAAACAAAAGCACAGUUUUUGAGGAGAUAUACACAUCGAUCGACACCUUGGCAUUCACGUUUGGCAAUGUAGUGUCUGACUUCCUUAUGGGAGAUGUGGACAGAGGCUCCAGGUUGGGGACCCCCCAGGCCCGAAGAAGUCGGUCUUUCGAGAAUCUGUCUGGAGAUUCUGGAGUAUACCGUCCAGGCAGAGAUGAUCCCUCUCGCUUGUCUUCGGUGGAAGAGGUAGACGAGACUCUGCUGAGGAUCGAGACCGGGGUGGAGUCGGCUCUGCUCUAUGCCAAGGCCUGGUCCAAAUACACCAAAGACAUGCUGACCUGGGUGGAGAAACGCCUCAGUUUGGAUAUUGAUUGUGCAAAAAGUUGUGCUAAGAUGGCAGAAUCAGCCAGGGCACUUGCAAGCCAACAGGAUUUCAUGCCAUUCAGGGACAUCUACAUUUCUGCCUAUAAAAAUGAGAUUGAGUACAGUCAACUCAUCCUACAGACAGCCACAGCCCUCCAAAGCAAUAAAUUCAUACAGCCUCUGCUAGCUCGUAAGAAUGAACUGGACAAAAUGAGGAAAGAGAUAAAGGAACACUGGCAAAAAGAACAGAAAAAAGUGCAAGACGCAGAAGCUGCAGUACGCAAGGCCAAACAGCUGCAGGCCCAAAGGAAAGAGGAGUACGAGAAAGCACGCAACUCCACCAGCCGCACGGAGGAGGAGCAGCCUGCUGCAGGCAGCAGGACGCUGGAGAAAAAGAGAAGGCUGGAAGAGGAGGCAAUGCAGAAGGCAGACGAGGCGCGGGAGCAGUACAGGGUGUGUGUAGCGGAUGCUAAAGUGAAACGGGCUGGCCUGGUCAAUACUAAGAGCGAGAUCCUCAGUCAGAUCAGAGAGCUGGUGUUCCAGUGUGACCUCACUCUGAAAGCAGUGACGGUAAACUGGUUUCAGAUGCAGCAUGCCCAGAGCGUUCCUCGACCAGUCAAUUACCAGGCUCUGUGUGAGAGGGCCAAGCAGUAUGAGCCGGGACAGCGCUACGCCGAGUUUGUGAAGAGCCUGCCUAAAGAACGGGUUUGGCUGGAAGCACUCUCUCAGGAAAGUUCUGGGGUGCCAUUCAUGAAGCGACCGUUGAGCAGCACACGCUCCUCCCAUGGCAACCUGUCCCAGGGUUCGGUGGCGUCGGGCGACGGUCACAGCGGAGAUGAAGUGGAGAGUUCAGGUCAGCCGCGCAAAGCGAAGAUGUCAGAGAGGAGAUGUAACAGCACCACAGACAUACAGGCUUUGAGGACACAGGGCUCUCGUGGGUGGGGGUCUGCCGGUCAGGGGGGAGGAAUGUGCAGUGACUCAGAGAGUGCUGGAGGCAGUAGUGAAUCUCGAUCUAUGGACUCUCCCAUAGCAAGCCCAGGGGAUUUCAAACGGAGGCUUCCCAGAACUCCUUCCACUGGCACUAUGUCAUCUGCAGAUGACCUGGAUGAGAGAGAGCCUCCAUCCCCUUCAGACAAUGGCCUCGGUGAGAUUGUAAUGGAGGUGGCGAAUUCUCCUGGCCCGUUCCGGAACUCUCAGUUGUCCAAAGCGGCACAGACCCAUAAACUGAGGAAACUACGAGCCCCAUCUAAGUGCAGGGAAUGUGACAGUCUGGUGGUGUUUCACGGAGCUGAAUGUGAAGAGUGUUCCCUGGCCUGUCAUAAGAAGUGUCUGGAAACUCUGGCCAUUCAGUGUGGCCAUAAAAAGCUCCAGGGCAGACUGCACCUGUUUGGCAUUGACUUUGUCCAGGUUGCCGGAAACAGCCCGGAUGGGAUCCCGUUCAUCAUCAAAAAGUGCACCUCAGAGAUCGAGAGCCGUGCUCUCAACAUUAAGGGCAUUUAUCGAGUGAAUGGGGGAAAGUCUCGGGUGGAGAAGCUUUGCCAGGCGUUUGAGAACGGCAAAGACCUGGUAGAAUUGUCUGAACUCUAUCCACACGACAUCAGCAACGUGCUUAAACUUUACUUAAGACAGCUGCCAGAGCCAUUGAUUCUGUACCGUUACUAUAAUGACGUCAUUGGAUUAGCUAAAGAGGCUCAGAGCAUCAUGGUGGAUGAUGUCGAUGCGUCACGUGAGCAGACUUCAGGAGAGCCCCCCCUUAACAUCGAACUCAACAGAGUCAUCUUCAAAAUCAGAGACCUGCUCCGCCAGCUACCCAUCGCCCACUACAAAACCCUCAAAUUCCUCAUAGCCCACCUGCAAAGGGUAAUGGAGAAAUCCGAGGAGAACAAAAUGACAGCCAGUAACCUGGGCAUCAUCUUUGGACCAACGCUUAUCAAGCCCAGGCAGAUGGAAGCAGAAGUGUCCCUGUCCUCUCUGGUGGACUAUCCUUAUCAGGCCCUGAUGGUGGAGCUGCUCAUCAAACAUUAUCAGAUGAUCUUUGACAUUCCUCCUAGCCCCCUGUCUGCCUCUGGGCCAGCCUCCAUGCAGAAUUCCCCAGCGCCUUCUCGUGACAAAGAGAGCAAACUAAGCCGCCACUCGCAAUCCCUCACGGACAUCAAAGAGGGCUCUAAAGUAUAUAAGAGGCAUUCAUCUGUGACUCCCUCCUUACAUCUGCUGGAUGAAAUGAAUGUUAUGAGAGCAGAGGAAGGGACGGAUGUUGCUGACGAGAGUGCAAACAGGCAGAAUGGUGUUGGAUUGUCAGCUGAUACAGAGCUACAGAAGUCCCCACUGAUGUUGAGUAAGUUCAGUCCAAUCAUUAGCAAUAAGGUCCAGCUGCGGCCUCCGCGCAGCUCCAGAAUGGUGUCGCGGCCAAUCAGCAUGCCCGUGGAACGUCUCAUGAACGAGCGCAACAACCUCAACGCAGCAGAGCACGAACCCAAUCGUGAAACUAUCCAAGAAGUGGCCGAACCAGAGAAACCUCAGGCACGGGUGCCCAUGCUGUCCAGAAACUCCUUCAUCGACACACAGACACUCCGGAGGACAUGGGACAAGCAAUACAAGCACUACAAUGUCACACCCAGGACUGCCAUGAUAGUUGCCAAUCUCCCCUCCUCCGGUGUGAAGGACCUACCCAGUUCUCCUGCUUUAGGGGAGACAACGUCAGCCUCAGGGUUUGGCAGUGUCACCACCAUAUUUUCUAACAGGCCUUACACAGUGGGGCUGGGGUCUGGAAAAUCGGGUAGAAGAGACAGCAGCAGUGAGCCGUCUGGAUCGCCCAUCACUUUCAGAGAGCCGCGGACUUUACACCCACCUCCUGAAACGUUCUAUAAGCCUCCUUCAGGCAGGAAAGUUAUGUCUCCACAGCUGAGAAAAGCUACCACAGCAGCAUCCAUAUCCACAACUACAACUACAACAACAAUAUCACCAGUGACAACAGCUACGAUGGUAACUAUGACAACAUCGACCACAACUAAUGGGGCAGAGUCAACUCCUGCAUCCCCUUCAAUGACAAUGAUUACGCCAACAUUAACAGCUAUGGGCAGAGAAGAGCAGUCAAAUGGCUCUAAGGAGGCCGAGAGUGACUUUGUGGAGGCGGAAGAUGCUAGUUCGGCUGUCCUGUCCACCCCACAGUCCCCCUGUCCCAGCACCGGCUCUGAUCAGCUGAGCCCCACCGAGGCCAAACCUUUGUACCAGAGACUACGCAACUGCCGGCUACAAAAGAUGGAACAACGCGAAGCCCACUUUGUUUGAACUUUCUCUGACCUCUGCCAGCUCUCUGUGAGUCCUCAGGAGAAAACACACACACACACACACACGCACACUCACACAUACAUCUACCUGUAGCUUUUGUGUGCCCAG
This is a messenger RNA of Chanos chanos (milkfish), 4068 nucleotides long. It is a transcript of the gene arhgap29b, whose product is annotated as Rho GTPase activating protein 29b. Gene Ontology annotation, molecular function: GTPase activator activity. The transcript is spliced from 22 exons. Bases 1 to 3960 code for a protein of 1319 amino acids. The record is from RefSeq and is a predicted model, not a curated record. Gene Ontology annotation, biological process: activation of GTPase activity; signal transduction. NCBI's taxonomy places the organism in Eukaryota, Metazoa, Chordata, Actinopteri, Gonorynchiformes, Chanidae. Gene Ontology annotation, cellular component: cytoplasm.